UACUGUCAACGUGAUAGAUGAAACUUCACUUUGUUCUUUGGAACUAAUUCAUUUUUCCUUUCGGAAUUAUUUGUUGUUUCCUCAGAAAAACCUUCUACUUUAUUUAUUUAUGUAAUACAAUUGAAUUUAUGGAUAAUUAUACUGAAAAUAUCGUUAUUUUCCUUGAUCGUUUCUUCAAUUGACAACUCGCAAAAACAAAACACCCACUAAUUGACUGUCAAGUGAAGGUUGCAUUUAAUUCAACAAUUCAGGCAUAAAACAAAUGAAAAUGUUGGUUCUCGUUUUGGGUGAUUUGCACAUUCCGCACAGAUGCAGCAGUUUACCAGCCAAGUUCAAGAAGCUGCUGGUGCCUGGCAGGAUCCAGCACAUACUGUGCACAGGAAACCUAUGUACCAAAGACUCCUAUGAUUAUUUGAAAACUCUGGCUAGUGAUGUGCACGUGGUUCGGGGUGAUUUUGAUGAUAAUUUGAAUUAUCCAGAGCAGAAGGUUGUGACUGUCGGACAAUUCAGAAUAGGGCUGUCACAUGGGCAUCAGGUUGUGCCAUGGGGUGAUCCUGAGUCAUUAGCUUUGAUCCAGAGGCAACUCGAUGUGGAUAUUUUAAUUUCUGGUCACACUCAUCGGUUCGAAGCUUAUGAGCUGGACAACAAGUUCUAUAUUAAUCCGGGGAGUGCAACUGGAGCUUACAACGCUCUCGACAACACUGUAACUCCAUCCUUUGUGUUGAUGGACAUUCAAAACACAACUGUUGUGACGUACGUUUACCAAUUGGUUGGGGAUGAUGUCAAAGUGGAGAGGAUAGAAUACAAGAAAAACUAAAAUUUGCAAUGUUGUUGUUUUAUAUUGAAGAAAGGAAAGAAGAGAGGAAGAAACUGUCUGUUUUUUUUAAAUGUUUACAUUUGUUACAGAAAACAUUAUAUGUUAUAAAAAGAAAACGUAAAGUCUUAGGUAUAUAAUAAGGUCAAUCCAAACAUUUUUAUUUCACAUUUAAACAUCUGAUUCAAGAGGAAAUAAUGAUUAUGUAUAUAAUGGUGAAUUAUUUAUAGGUGAUGAUGUGUUCUAUAUUGUAUAAUUCAUUACAAAAGCAAAUAAAAUUGAAGCAUAAACGAA
Molecule: messenger RNA, 1108 nt
Organism: Nicrophorus vespilloides
Lineage: Eukaryota; Metazoa; Arthropoda; Insecta; Coleoptera; Silphidae
Gene: Vps29
Product: vacuolar protein sorting-associated protein 29
Exons: 4
Coding region: 263-817 (184 amino acids)
Biological process (GO): retrograde transport, endosome to Golgi; intracellular protein transport
Cellular component (GO): endosome; retromer complex
Source: RefSeq, a predicted model, not a curated record